GAAAUAAUUCAUAAGAAAGUGUCAAUUGGGUCGGAAUUGAAACGGAAAUCAUAAACCGAUAUUAAUUUUCGGUUUCCGUUAUGGAACUUUGUUUCUACUACUGUAUUAUAUCGAAAAACAAACCUAAAAUUAUUUUGAUAAAUAAACCUUUUUAGCGAAAUUAUCAAAAAAAAAUAUAAUAAAAUCAAGAUGUCACUUUUAAUUUCUGUCAAUCGAUUGCACAUUCGUUGGCUUUAUUUUUGAAAAUCUUUUGUAUUUAUUUACCAUCAAAAUGCCGAAAGCUGGGAAAAUUAACGAGAGUCUAUCACGAACAGACAAACGUAGAGGAUCCAAGAGUAAACUGACUUCACAAUCCGAUCAGAAUGUUAAAAUUGUGAAUUCAGGCGAUGGCCCGGGCAGGAUGUCUCCACGUUUGCGCCGCAACAUGGAGCGUGUGGAGAGGUUAGCGCGUCCAACCGCACGCCGCCUGCGCUCGCUGUGGGACGAGAAAUGUGGAAUACUACCGCCUGAGCGGAGGGAUAAAAUCAAAAGCGCUUUAGAGGAGGACUAUUUCCUGAGUCCUGAACAAACAGAACAAUACUUUCAAGCUCUAGCAGAGUCGUCUAAAAAGUGGUCAGGUCCUAGCGGCAUGGUCGGUCGCAAGGAACAAGUGGAAAGGGCGCGGGAGCUCCGCCAGCGGCAGAAGUGGCUUGUCGACUUCAGUGCUCAGGUGGCGUAUCGCUUAUGCGACUACAUAGCGAAAGGUCAGAAGGAGAUGCUCGUUUCAAACAGGCUACGUAGCAUCGCCGAUGUCGUGUUGGAGCGUGUCGCUGAAAUAUUAGGUGAGCCAAAACCAUCCCGUACACACCCUGGUCGCCUUGCCCGCUUUAUGAUCGCUAUAUCUGACCGCAUCGCAGUCUGGAUCGAGAACGCUGUGUACAGAGCUGAAGCCCUCGAGCCCAAGGAGUCUGGAGUUAUAGACGAGCAUAUACGUUUGGACGAUGAAAAAACAUUCCUUUGCUAAUAGUUAUACAGUUUAAUUUGUCUCGGUUGUUUCGGUUCGGUGAGUGGUUUAAAAUAUUUACAAAAGAGGUUCUCAAAAAGAUUAUAUAUUUUAUAUGUACCAGAUGGAAAUAAAACUUUUUUG
Molecule: messenger RNA, 1126 nt
Organism: Galleria mellonella (greater wax moth)
Lineage: Eukaryota; Metazoa; Arthropoda; Insecta; Lepidoptera; Pyralidae
Exons: 5
Coding region: 272-1003 (243 amino acids)
Source: RefSeq, a predicted model, not a curated record